Molecule: messenger RNA, 630 nt
Organism: Aphanomyces astaci
Lineage: Eukaryota; Oomycota; Saprolegniomycetes; Saprolegniales; Verrucalvaceae
Exons: 1
Coding region: 1-630 (209 amino acids)
Source: RefSeq, a predicted model, not a curated record
AUGUCCCAGAGAGUGCAGGACCGACCGCGUCUUGGCCGCAGCGACGACGCCCAUAGAGGCAUGAGCAACGGACCGCGCGAACGACCGCUGGAGCGAAUCGACGGGGGUGCAGACCCAGUCCUCAGCUUUCCUAAGUUGAAGGACAUCCGCCAGGAACAAGUACGUCAGUGGCUGCUCGACCGAGAGACAUACGAAGAAGACCUGCGGGUCGUAUGCAUGCGUCGAAACCUCGAAGUGCGGAAGUACCGCGAAGGAUGGAAGGAGUGUUUCGAUGACAAGAGAUUGUUGAAGCAGUUCAUGAUCAUGCGCAAGCUACGAGGCGAUCCCAAGGAACUCGAUGAAACCGUGCUCGAAACAGAGCUACGAAUAAUCGUCGACGAACCCAAGAACGGCGUUGAAGCGGACAUCCCGCUGCUGUUCCACGGGAUCCACAUGGACAUGAAGGACGACGACGUUCUCAGCCGCGUGUGUAAAUUCUUGGCGGACUGCGACGAACGAAUCGAAGCACGCGUGAUGAAAGGACAUCUGAAGAAGCCCGAGAUGCGGAAGAAGAUCUUCAAACGGCUGCUAGAAAUGGUGGACCCAGAGCCUGUCCGAGAUGCAUGCGUCCUCGACAUGGAGAAGGCGUGA